UGCUUAUUACAUUUUGUUUGGAAGAUGUAGCAAAUGCUACGGGAUUCCAUGUCUGUUUAAAGUAUAACGUUCACAUGUCUGCAGGCCAUAAUCAUAUUUACUAGUGUCUUGCAAGCAUCAUUAUCCAUGAUAUGAAUACCAUCCUCGUUUCUAAUUAUCUUUGUUUCUUUAUAAUUCACGUAGAUGUAUCGUGUAUCACGAUCACAAAAUCGAAGCCGCUCCGCUGUCUGAAUGCAGCUAACUGACUAUUCGGGGACCGGAAACACAACAAAGCUGACGCAAACCGUGUUGUAAAUAAUUGGACAGGGGCUGGGAUCUCUCCGUGGCAUCAACUGGGUCCCUCUUCCUCAUUUCUGCCCGUCAAAAUGAAUAUCUCCGAACACCGACUUUGCAUUAUGUGGAGGAGGUAAAACAAAUGCUAGAAAGAUGACAAACCAGGCAGAGCUUUGCCCUCAUCUAGACUCCAUUGGAGAGGUUACCAAGGAGGAACUUCUACAGAAAUCAAAGGGCACGUGUCAGUCAUGCGGUGCUGUGGGCCCCAACCUUUGGGCUUGUCUGCAGAAGGACUGUGCGUAUGUUGGCUGUGGGGAGUCCUAUUCAGAUCAUAGCACCUUACAUGCACAGGCGAAAAAGCACAAUCUGACGGUCAACCUGACCACCUUCCGGAUCUGGUGCUAUGUCUGCGAGAGGGAGGUCUUCUUGGAGCAGAGGCCUGUUUUACCAGCACCUGGCAGCCACCCCUGCAAACCUCUGGAGCAGGAUUCUGUGCUGCAGACAGGAAGCCACCCACUAAAAGCUGUGCCCAUAGCCGUGGCUGACGAGGAAGAGUCUGAGUCAGAGGAAGAUGAGCUAAAACCUCGAGGGCUCACUGGCAUGAAGAACAUCGGCAACUCGUGCUACAUGAAUGCCGCUCUGCAGGCUCUCUCCAAUUGUCCACCACUCACCCAGUUUUUCCUGGAAUGCGGUGGUCUGGUCCGGACCGACAAGAAACCUGCCUUGUGUAAAAGCUACCAAAAACUCAUCUCUGAGCUGUGGCACAAGAAAAGGCCAAGUUACGUGGUCCCCACCAGCCUGUCCCAUGGCAUCAAGCUGGUAAACCCCAUGUUCCGAGGCUACGCUCAGCAGGACACCCAGGAGUUUCUGCGCUGCUUGAUGGACCAGCUGCACGAGGAGCUGAAGGAGCCCCUGAUGGAGUUUGGGGCCGGGGAUAGUGGCGACGGGGACGAGCGGCGGGAUGGGGACCGCAGUCCCUCUGAGGACGAGUUCCUGUCCUGCGACUCGGGCUCCAGCAGCGACCGAGGCGAGGUUCUGGAGGCCAGGGGCCCUGGCGAGGCCGAGCUGCUCAUCCAAGAUGAGUGCGCGGGCCGCGGGGGGCCUGGGGGGAGCAUUUCUGAGAAGGAGAGGUUGAAGGAGCGCCGGGUGUCCGGCUCGCCGCUCCACAGCGGCUCGCGGGAGAUGGACGAGGACGCCGAUGUGGACACCACAGCUGAGGACGCCACCCACGCCCAGGCGGCGGAGGAAGAUGUGCCAGCUAAUGCCGGCCUGAACCACGCACAGAGCGCCCCCGAGCCUGACAAUGAGACCUCGAUGCACUGCAGCGCCUCGCGCCCUUGCAGCCCUACCCACAGCCCCCCAGACCUGCACCCCAAGCUGUCCAGCAGCCCCCCUCGCUCCAGCCCGCUCCGGUCCGCAGGUGCAUGCUUCUCGCUCAAGAAAGCCCAGAUUUUGCCUGGUGCCAAAAAAAAGAAGCAGCCGCGGUAUCGCAGUGUGAUCUCUGACAUCUUCGACGGCUCCAUCCUCAGCCUGGUGCAGUGUCUCACCUGCGACAGGGUGUCCACCACUGUGGAGAUGUUCCAGGACCUGUCUCUGCCCAUCCCGGGGAAAGAAGACCUGGCCAGGCUCCAUUCCUCCAUCCACCAGAACCUACCCACCAAGGCCGGCGCCUGUACGGAGAGCUACGCCUCGCAGGGCUGGAUCUCCUACAUCAUGGACUCCAUCCGCAGGUUUGUAGUGUCCUGCAUCCCUAGCUGGUUCUGGGGGCCUCUGGUCACUCUGGAGGACUGCCUUGCUGCCUUCUUCGCUGCUGACGAGCUGAAAGGUGACAACAUGUACAGCUGUGAACGAUGUAAAAAACUGAGAAAUGGGGUUAAAUACUGCAAGGUGCUGCGCCUUCCUGAAAUUUUAUGUAUACAUCUGAAGCGCUUUCGGCACGAAGUCAUGUAUUCCUUCAAGAUCAAUAGCCACGUGUCCUUCCCGCUGGAGGGGCUGGACCUCCGGCCGUUCUUGGCCAAAGAUAGCCCCUCACAGAUCACGACCUACGACCUGCUCUCGGUGAUUUGUCAUCAUGGCACUGCAGGAAGUGGACAUUACAUUGCCUACUGCCAGAAUGUUAUUAAUGGACAGUGGUAUGAGUUUGACGACCAGUAUGUGACUGAGGUCCAUGAGACGGUGGUGCAGAAUGCAGAGGCCUACGUUCUCUUCUACAGGAAGAGCAGCGAGGAGUCGGUGAGGGAGAGGCAGAAGGUGGUGGCCCUGGCCAGCAUGAAGGAGCCCAGUCUGCUCCAGUUCUACAUCUCCAGGGAGUGGCUCAACAAGUUUAACACCUUUGCUGAGCCCGGCCCCAUCACCAACCACACGUUCCUGUGUCAGCACGGAGGAAUUCCCCCCAAUAAGUACCACUACAUCGACGACCUAGUAGUCAUUCUGCCCCAGAACGUUUGGGAAUAUCUCUACAACAGGUUCGGAGGGGGUCCGGCCGUCAAUCAUCUCUACGUGUGUGCCAUCUGCCAGGUGGAGAUCGAAGCUCUGGUCAAGAGGCGGAAGACGGAGAUCGACACGUUCAUCAAGCUCAAUAAAGAAUUCCAAGCGGAGGAGGCUCCCAGUGUCAUCCUCUGCAUUAGCAUGCAGUGGUUUCGGGAAUGGGAGAGCUUCGUGAAGGGUAGGGACAACGAGCCUCCGGGGCCAAUCGACAAUAGCAAGAUCGGCGUCAUGAAGGGGGGGCAUAUCCAGCUCAAGCAAGGGGCAGACUAUGGCCAGAUCUCAGAGGGAACGUGGCAGUAUCUCCUAAACAUCUACGGCGGCGGCCCAGAGAUAGCGGUGCGCCAGACGGUGGCACCCGCCGACUCCGACGGGCUCCACGGAGAGCGCAAGAUCGAGGCGGAGACCCGAGCACUCUGAUGAACACAGUCACCCUCGAUCAGAUCGGUCCUACUUCCAGCAGGAGCCAGCAGCCCUGGCUUUGCACCUUGGUGAAACAAUGUCGUGAGCACUUUGUAAUGUACUGGUUUGUCAUUUUAUUACAUGUUCAUAAAGACAUAGUGGUAACUGUAAUCUAAGUUAACAAUAGAGGUACUAUUUGAGCAUAUUUCUCAGAAAUGGCAAAGGAAAGCCAACAGUAGUCGUCUUAGCCUGGGUGUGGUGAAGAUGACUGCUGCUGUAGUAGACCUGUAGUAUCAUAAUGACGUAAUCUCCGGACUUCUGCUCGAAUGAAUGCUUUGGCUUCUCGAACCACGUGGCUAGCUAGGGGAAUGACCACGAGUAUUAGAUGUUUCUAGGCAAACGUGUCCCUUCUGCGGAAAUCUUCUACCGAAGAAGCAUGGCUCGGCUCAGAUUCGAACUGAAGGUGUUUCGGAUCAUUGUCGUGAAAUAAUCUUGGCCCCGAAUGUCGCUUCGCAGCUUCUUUGCGUGUUACCCUUGCUUUUAAUCUUGCACUGUUUACUAGGAGAACAGGGUAGAGGCUGCUCAACCCUUGACAGACAAGUAGGUAAGAAAAUAAACAAGGAUAACUUGUUUGACUAUGUUUGUCACCUGAAAUAAUCUGUCUAAAAAUCUCUCUCUCUGUUGAACUGCUGCUUACACAUUGGAGCAAUAUGUUGCACAAUUUCUGUAUGAAAGCUUUCAUCCCAAGCCUUGUCUGAUGUAACCAUGUGGUAACUCACAAGCCACGGAUUUACUGUGCCUCUUGGCGAUAUUUGUGGCAUCAUAAUGUAGAGUUCCUUAACCAGCAGCUCUCCACAGUGGAUAACAUUCCCCACAUGUUGUGGCUUCCAAUCAUAGGUGGUAAAUCUAUACGAAAGUGGUAAUAUUAAUUAAAUCAUAGUGUACUGUGUGAGUGGCACGGUGUCUCGGUUGGUGUCACGGUUACCUCCCACCUCUAGCAUUGGGGGUGUGAAUCCCGUCUCCACUUUGUGUGUGAGUUUAGAUGUGCUUCCUUUGCUGUGCAGGUGUCUUUCUGGGACUCCGCCUUCUUCAAAGUACAUGCAGUGAGGCUAACUGGAAUCUCUAAAUUGCCCAUAGUGUAUGAGCGUGUGUGUAUCUUUUUGCAUUCUGUGAUGAACUGGCUUCCUUUGAAGGCUGUACCCCAGCCUUAUGCCCUGUGCUGUCUGGGAUGGGUGCCAGGCUUCCGCGAUAAUCCUGACUGGGAUAAGUUGGUGGAUGGAUGGAUGGAUGGAUGGAUAGUACACCAAUAGGAGCUAUAAUUAGGAACUGAUCACCAACAGAACACUGUAUCGCUCGCUAUGUACCCAGCUAUCCAGUAAUACGAUGACAUUUUGGUUACAGUUCAACUAAUGUUUUCCUUAGUGUUUUCCUCUUUGUUGUAUCAGUGAUGUAUGUGGCAGUACAUUCAUACUAAAAAUAAAUAUCAUUUUUGAUGAUAUUUAAUUUAUUCCAGAUUUUACUGCAGAGUACACAGAACACAACAUUCUAAAGAGUAUGUUAGAUGCAUAUGUGCCGAUUUGGUUAUCAUCUUCCACUAAAAACUUUGAGUGUAGUCAAAACUUUUUAAAUUUGUUAUUGUAAUAUUUAGUGAUUAAAUAUUUUCCAAAAGGCUAAACAUUCAAAAAUUGUCCUUCACCAGGUCUACCAACUGUUAUGCAAAAGUUAUAUAACUGUUUGAUUCAUAGAAAUGCAAGAACAGAGAACUAAAAAAUUGGAUUUUCUGACAUUGACCAAAAUGUUUUUUUAAGAUUCUGAUUAUGAUCAUUGCCUCUUGCAUAUUUGAAAUUUAGUUUAGCUACGUUUACCACCACUGUGGUUUGCUUUUGAUGUAAAUGUCAGAAUGGCAAAAGUUAACGGGUUAAAAAGUUUUGAUGGUAAUCGUCAUUCUUGUUGCAGUGACUGACAUUUAAUUUCUCAUGCAUUACUGCUUGGCACUGGUGGCCCUGUCGUUUAUGUACUCGCCUUGCUCAGAAUGACAGAAGAUGUAUUUGUGGUUGCAUGCAGGAUGCCCACAGAACUGUGCUAUGAGAAAUUUCCUUUGGUUAUGAAGCAGGCCGGUAACAUUUGAAAAUCUUGGCCUGUACUUUUCCAUUAUUUUCAAGUAACACUUAAGAUAUUAGUCAAUAUUUAAAUACAUAUUUCAUUGCCAUUAAAAAGCGUUCACUUGUCUGAUUAAAAAGUGUCAUUUGAUAUUUAUUGCAAAGUAGAAGAUGUCAAAGUCAAAGCAGGAUCAAGAAAAUAUUUAGACACUUUUUGUUUCACAGAUGUAACAUGUCCUUGUUUGCUGUUUUUUUAAAUAAGUAUCAUCUGAUGGUUGUGCAUGAGAAGUAUGAUCUAAUUCUCUAGGUGUCUUUUAAUUUUCUUAUUAUUUUGCAGAAUCUAACAUAGGUCAGACCUCUGUUGACGGGUGACAAUCGUCUCUUUCAUGUGACAGUUUCUUGAGAGCCAUACUUAUUUAUUUAUUUGACUAUUUAUAUGAUUAUUUAACCAAUACUUAUUUAUAAGAGGUCCGAAGAGGGAGAUUUUUUUGGACUAAGAGUUGCAAAAAUUUAUGGUGCUGUCAUAAUUGCAAGAAAAAAAGAUGAAGAAUGUCAUAUGAUUCAAAGUACUGUGUGUUUCUGAUUAAGUGACUAGUUAACGUGCUCUUUGCAAUGCUGCCUUAUUUUUUUUUUUGAUGAUCGCUUUGUUAUAUAUGAUUUUUUAAUAGCCAUGGGUAGGUGUUUUUUUUUCCAUUAUAGUAACUAUAUUUGUUGUUCAUUUUAAUAGACUGUUUAGCUGUAGCUUCAUUCUCUUGGUUAUGUCUUGGUUAUGAAUUGUUGGCUUUAUUUAUUGACUUGAUGAGUGACUAUAACACCCUGUAAUAUUUCUCAGUAAACUGAAGCAAAAGCAAGUCUGCCACUGAUGUGAGUGACUUUUAGUGCUGAGAAAAGGAGGAAAUGCUUGCAAGAACUUCCACAGGCAACCCAUGUUGUUCUGGAUGCCGACAACACCCAGGAUUUCUCCUUAAUCUUUAAUGUAUAUACAAGACCAAAUGAAUGACUUGUGUUAUGACCUCGGAUGCUACCUUUAAACAGGAAGCUGGCCAAAGUGAUACUGGUAACGUUGACGUCAAAGAAAGACACAGAUGACAGGCAUUGGGUAACAUCAUCCUGAUAACCGAAAUAUUCUUGUGGUUUCGCUUUAAUGCAUUUAUGCACAAGCCCAGCAGAUUUGCUUCCUGCACAGCGAAUGAUGCAGAAGUUCACGUAUCCAUAACAAGAGUAAGAAGAUACAGCAGAAAUGGCAAACUAAUAUUAAAGGCUUUGCUGGAGAGCAGAGCAAAACGGUGAUUCUCGUCUUCAGUGGGUGACAUGAAAUUUGAUGUAAGGACAAAGGAAACGCUUAAUAGGUAGAAAUCCUUAAUUGCAUUUGUUUUUACUAAUUUACGGUUCAGUAUAUUGUCCUCUAGGAUGAAUUCCCAUACCCUACUCACUUAUUGAUUCCUGUUACUCAGUAUGAUAUGAAGUUGUUUCUCGAUAACGGAUUUCUAUUAGAUAAUUGUCAAGUCACACUCCACUAGGAGGUUUGUACUGAAGAAUUCAGUGCAUGUAGCUGUAACGUGUGUGUUUGGCUAAAUGCAGAAUUGUCUCGUUACAGUUUCAAUCAGUGCUUCACUCUAUGCCUAGUCGCAAAAGAAACUAAAAAAAUUAAAACAGAAUAAACAUGAUGUGCAUAAAUCUUC
This is a messenger RNA of Paramormyrops kingsleyae, 6940 nucleotides long. RefSeq names its product ubiquitin specific peptidase 20 (gene usp20). The record is from RefSeq and is a predicted model, not a curated record. Gene Ontology annotation, biological process: protein deubiquitination. Lineage: Eukaryota; Metazoa; Chordata; Actinopteri; Osteoglossiformes; Mormyridae. Gene Ontology annotation, molecular function: zinc ion binding; cysteine-type deubiquitinase activity.